Molecule: messenger RNA, 319 nt
Organism: Staurois parvus
Lineage: Eukaryota; Metazoa; Chordata; Amphibia; Anura; Ranidae
Source: the annotation of a GenBank genome assembly
CACCUGUCAGUGUCCAUCAGUGCCAGCUCUCAGUGCUCAUCCAUGCCACCUGCCAGUGCCCAUCAGUGCCACAUCAAUGAUAUAAAAAAUGCAGCGCUCAUCAAUGCCACAUCAGUGUCCAUCUGAGCUGCCUUUCAGUGUCACCCAUCAGUGCCAGUCAGUGCCACCUAUCAAUGCCAGUCAAUGCCACCUAUCAGUGCCAUGCCCAGCAGUGCCACCUAUCAGUGCCCAUCAGUGCAGCCUAUCAGUGCCCAUCACUGCAGCCUCAUUAGCGCACAUCAGUGAAGGAGAAAAAUCACUUAUUUAAAAAAUUUUAUAA